This is a messenger RNA of Fraxinus pennsylvanica, 2025 nucleotides long. The record is from the annotation of a GenBank genome assembly. Lineage: Eukaryota; Viridiplantae; Streptophyta; Magnoliopsida; Lamiales; Oleaceae.
AUGGCAUGCACUUUGUCAUCCAUAACGAGCUCUCAAAUGACGAAUGCCACCAACAACGUGCUUCAAGAAGGCAGGCUUCGUCGGUCACUUUCGAGUAUUGAUUUGUGUCAGAGAAUGGGAAUGCGAAGAUCGUACUCAGAGAACCACCUCUGUCGUUAUAAAAAUCGUAUGACAGAACCGAAGUUACAGAACAGCCGUUCGAUGGGCUUCUUCAAUAUCUCGUUGUCAGAUACUCUUCGAUCAUUUUUGUUUGAUCCAGAAACAAACAGAGAGAUAAAUAUGGAGCAGAACCUUAUAGAAGUAGGUGACGAUGGAGAGAUGGACGUGGAGAAGAAGAGAGUGAAUUGGGUCGAAAAACUUCUAGAAAUCCGAAAUAACUGGAAAGAGAAACAACCGAAGGAUGAAGGAAACGUUGACCAAGAAAAUGAGAGAGAUUGUGAUGUUGAUGGUGGUUGUGAAGCGGAUUAUGGAGACGAUGAAGUGGAUAUGGACAUUGAUAGAGACACAUUCUCAGCAUUGUUGAAGCAUGUAUCCUGGUCAGAUACUAAGCUAUUUUCUCAGCUGGCCUUCCUGUCUAACAGGGCGUAUGUGAUUCCGGAUAUCAAGACCAGGGAUUUAACGAGAUAUUGUGGCUUAGAAUUCGUAGCAUCCUCCCUGGAGAAGAAGGCAGAAACAGCAGCUAUCAGAGUCAAAAUUGAGCAGGAUUUCACUAGUGUACCUGUAGCAACACCAGCAAUUACUGAUCCUCUUUCAGAAAAAAAGGAAAAUUCUCAACAAAGACGCUACACUCAUUCAUCUGCUGCUUAUGAAAUUGCAGUGGCAGCUGCAUCUCAUCUCCAAUCUCGUGCUAAGGACCUGAUAUCCUUGGGGUUUGAAUCCCAACUUACAGUUGAUGUUUCUUUAGGGGGAAGAGAUGAGUACCAAGAAAUGGAGGAAGAGAGUGUGAUCCAACAAAUUCACAAAUCAGAUAUGGUUGCAUGUGUAGCAGCUUCAACAAUGACAGCAGUUGUUGCCGGAGAUGAGAAGCAAAAACAAGAGGCAGCAAGAGAUCUUCAGUCACUUCAUUCCUCUCCUUGUGAGUGGUUUGUUUGUGAUGAUUCGAAGAUAUACACACGCUGUUUUGUUAUCCAGGGAUCGGACUCGUUGGCAUCAUGGCAGGCAAAUCUCUUUUUUGAACCCACCAAAUUUGAGGGAACAGAUGUUCCAGUUCAUAGAGGAAUUUAUGAAGCUGCAAAGGGAAUAUAUGAGCAAUUCAAGCCAGAAAUAAUGCAACAUUUGAAUAAAUUUGGAGAAAGAGCAAAGCUUCAGUUUACUGGCCAUUCUCUAGGGGGAAGUCUUGCUCUUCUAGUCAACUUGAUUCUACUAACAAGAAAGGUAGUUAAGCCAUCUGCUCUUCUACCAGUUGUCACUUUUGGGUCACCAUUUGUCUUCUGUGACGGUCAGAAAGUCCUCAAUAAGUUGGGCUUGGAUGAAAACUAUGUUUACUCUGUGAUGAUGCACAGAGAUAUAGUCCCAAGAGCAUUCUCCUGCACCUACCCUGAUUAUGCGGCUCAAGUCUUGAAGCGUCUAAAUGGCACCUUUAGGUCCCAUCCUUGUCUAAAGAAAAAUAAACUAUUAUAUUCUCCUGUCGGGAGAAUGUUUAUUCUGCAGCCUGAUGAGAAGUCAUCUCCUCCUCAUCCUUUACUUCCUCCAGGCAGUGCUUUAUACGCCUUGGAAAAUACCAACUGCACCCUUACCAAGAGAGCUCUUCGAGCAUUCCUAAAUUCUCCCCAUCCACUGGAAACUCUAAGUGAUCCCAAAGCCUAUGGUUCUGAUGGUACAAUCAUUAGGGACCAUGAAUCAAGCAGUUAUCUGAAGGCAGUGAAUGAUGUUAUCAGACAACAUACAAGGCUUGUCGUCAAAAAAGCAAGAGAACGGAGGAACCAGAUGUGGCCAUUAUUGACCUCACAUUCACCACAUGCAUGGGUCCACAAACCUAGUUUCGAAGAUAGGCUGGUGGCGAAGAAAAUAAUGACUGGCGUCUGA